This is a messenger RNA of Cylas formicarius (sweet potato weevil), 4657 nucleotides long. Its product is annotated as slowpoke-binding protein-like. The record is from RefSeq and is a predicted model, not a curated record. The coding region runs from base 183 to 1298 and encodes 371 amino acids. The transcript is spliced from 7 exons. NCBI's taxonomy places the organism in Eukaryota, Metazoa, Arthropoda, Insecta, Coleoptera, Brentidae.
AAACGCCGUGGCGACACCGCCGGAAAAACUUAUUUCGGCGCGUUUCCGAUCCCAUUCAUCAUCGAUGCGGCGGACUAACGCGGUUCGUCGAGUCGGCUUUGACGGUGACGUAAUUUCGCGUACGUCCGGUUGCCUGCGUGUGGACGCGGCCGAGAUGUAGAAAACACGUGAAAUGGUGCACGAUGAAAGUGGACGUGAAAAAUGGCCGUGAAAGCGAGCCGUCCAAUUCCGGACGCGACAAUCCUUGGGUGUCGUUGUCGGUCGUCUUGGUAGGCCUGGCCGCGCUCGCACUGGCAGUGUUCUGGAUCAAAAGAUGCAGGCAGUCGGGCCAAAUCAAACACGAAUACAGCGCCGUGAAAACGGACUGCGGCAACGACGGGUUUUCCGGGAACGAUCAAGUUAAGAACGGGGCUUUCCUCGCCUGCAAACGUAACCUCGACAACAGCGACAGAUACGAGCUGAGGAGCCACCUCGGCAACAUCGGAUCCAGGCCCGAGAAAAACUGGUUCACCGUCCAAGACAAUAUUUUAGGAGCCGAAAGACUGCUUACGUCGGUACCGUUACCGUCCACGUGUCCCCUGUUCCCGUCCCCCAAAAUACGCGAAGUGCUCCUCGAACUGUUCAGGGGUCUCCAGCACCCUUAUAUCCACCCGAUCCUGGACAUCGAUUUCUGGGAAACGGGAGCCGCCCUGGUCAGCCCCCUGAGCCCGAUGGGCAGCCUCAAGGAUUUCAUCUACGAGAGCUGCUGGCGCGACGACUACGACAAGAAGUACGAGCCCAGGACCGAGGGGCUGCCUCUGAAAACGAUCCAAUGUCUUGGCCGUCAGAUCCUCGAGGCCCUCCUGUUCCUGAGGAACCGUCAGUUCCCGCCCAUCUAUCAUCUGCAUUCCGGUAACGUCAUCAUUCAGAACGGCGUCGCUCGCCUGGCCGGCCUCGAGAAUCCCCUUUUGGGGCUGCUGCCUCGCGCGCCUAGCGCCCCCGAGACCCUCGCGUUCGGUUACCUGUUGUUCGAGAUGGCGGCCGGUUACGAGCUGUGCAGCCCGCCGAGCCCCGCCCACCUGCAGCUCGAACUGGAGAGGGUGCCGCUCGUGGCGGAAGCUCUCGAGCUCAUCUUUCAAGCGACCAGGACGCCCAGCCUGGAGGAGAUAGUGCGGUGCGACCUGUUCAGGGGCGUGGAGCUGCGCGAGUUACGGGGGGCGAAGGUGUCGCAGAUUGUGGCCCCGCCCGAGGUACUUCAACUGCUGGACAUCGUCAGGGAUCCGGCGCUGCCUUCGCCUCUGCUUAGGCGGUCCGCGUGACGUCACGCGUGCGACGGACCAAUUGAAAACGGCGAUCUGUCGUAUCCUUGUUUGUUGUGUCAUGGUGUCGACCAUAUAGCUAUAUGAUAAUAUAGUGGCCUUACUGCGGUGUGGAUCUUUUGGGCAAGCGUCACCCCCAACUAACUGAGUUGCCACAUUUCCGUAAUUUUCCUGAAAAAAUUGACUAAUUUUCAUAAAAACGCAAAAUCAGUCUCUGAAAUCCAAAUAUAAUUGGCAACGCCGAACUAGGAACUGCUAUUGCCAGUGCCAUUGUUGUUUACAUUUUUGGUGGUUAAGAGAUUCUAUCCGUACCUUUAUCGCGUUUUUGCGAAAAACUUGUUGUGGUUGUGGUCAAAAGUGAAUUAUAUUAUGUACAAGUUAAUUUAAAUGAUUUAAAAGUGGUUUCUAUAGUCACAUUUCGUGAAUUCGACCUUAUUUACAUUUUCAAUAGAAGUUAAACCAAUACGUUAAUAAAAACAAACUGUUUGCGCCGAUUUACGUACACAAAUUCGUUAAAAAUUAGCUGAUAUCGUGUCUAAUACAUAGUUGCUUCACAAGUUCCUGUACUAUUAGUAUAGGCAAGGGAAUCUAUAUGUCUAGUAGCUAUAUGGUGUCGACGAAUAGGUUAUACUCUGCACUUAGAAGUGGGAGGGUUGACAUUUUAGGCGACCAAUUGUUUUAGAAAGCAAGUAGUUGUAGUGGUAGAUGGCGGCAGGCGGCUAGAAGACAUUGUUGAAGAGGACGACAGCGAUUCCGGCGACGAGCAUAGCUCAGAGACAUGUAAUCCUAGGUAGUACGGGGAAACUGUCGGGCAAAUAUUAAUGCGGCACGUUUCGACUUCGAUUUCGUACUUCAAAAAUAAUAAUAUCGGCAAUCGACAAUUAUGAACAUAAGAAUGACGCGUCACUAUAAAAGAAAUUUGGGGAAAAAUAACUCACUAUAUAACUGAUUAUACGUUUAUUUUGAGUAGUGCGAAUUCAUGCUAAAAAUAAAUAAUUGUUUCUUGAACCAUUCUUUGCUAUGAUAAACGAUUGUCGAGUAAAAAGGCCAAAUUAGAAAUACAAAUAAAUUCGAAUUGAAAUGGGUAACUGCCGAUUAAUAUAUGCGGAAACGAAAUAUGUGGUACCUCUUUGUACGUUAGUUUUUAGCGCUUAGAUGAGACAGUAUAUUUCGAGAAUCUAAUCGACGUUCUAAAUGUCCGGUAGUUUUAGGCGCGUGGCAGAAAACACGUUUCGAAUGGCUUUAAACUGAAAAAUGAACCUCAACAUACGUAUAUUUUCCAAAAACGUUACCAUUUAAAAAAGUAUUUUCGUACGAACGUAGGACUGUACAUAGCGCAUCCCUCCGGUUCAUUUCGUUAGCAAUAAACGCGUAGCCUUUUAUAGGUUAGGUUGAGAUAUUUUGGUUGUGUGACCCCUGUGGUCCGUGACAUCCGGGUGACACUUUUUAUCGUCUGUGACGCUAAGAAUCCGCCUGGCCUGGGGAACAACCGAGUUCGUGCUUUGAUUUUGUCCGUUAAUUUACUGAGUGUGUAGCGUUGAAUCGACAUAUAUUUCUGGCGAAUGUUGGCGACAUCAUCGAAAGUGUCGAUUAAAGUCGCUUACGUGAGUGUGAUAAAGGUAAGGAAAUCUAACCUGCUUCUUGCAUACAAAUAACGUUUUUUAAUAAAUUGCGUAAAAAAAUGAGCAAUUGUUGGGUCUAUCUUUCCUUAUAUUAUAUUCAUGACAUUUUCAAAUAUUCAUUUCAUAUUUUUGUCAAUCAUGUAAUACUGAGAGAAGAGUAAGAAAAGAAUAGUUAAAUAAGAACAAACGUUGUUCAGAUUUUCAAAUAAAUAUAUUUAAAUGACAGCUGUUUCGGCAACACCGUGCCUUUAUCACAUGAGAAUAUCAAACGGUACCGAUGUUUAUAAAUAUAAAUAUAUUUAUGUGAAAAUCUGAAUAACGUUUGUUCUUAUUUAACCAUUUGAAAUGGAUUUUCAUCAAGUAAAAGCCACUUCACCACAAUGUAAGAAAAGAAGUUAUAAGAGCAAUAAAUCGAGAUCAAAGAUUUAUUAGAAAUUUUCUAUGACUGAUGAGCACUUUUUAAGUCUUUCCCGGGUAAAUAAAGAGAUGGUUAACAUUAUACUGGACCCCUUAUUGUAUUGUAUUAAAUUUUUUUGCCCCCAGAGACUAUCAAAUGCGUACGAGACUGGACUGGAGGUUCCUACUGAUUACAUAUUCUACAUGGGGUCAUUGCAAUUAUUAUCAGCCAACUAGGAAAUGAAUGGAUAAAAUUUCCCUCUUAAAGAAAUCACAUUAAUAGAGUAAAAAGUAAAUCUAUGGAGAGAACUCGAUUUCCAUGGGUAAUUCGUGCAAUUAACCGUACCGGAUUUUUGCCAACACGACGCCUUAUAGAGAUAUUUUUGGUAAUUUAGUUGUCUUUGUAAAAGUAUGGCAUCAAAUCUUGAUUUAACUUUACUAAUUAAAAUUUUAAACAAAACCAUGUUUGAUUGUUACGAAAGAGUUAUUUUAAAUAUAAUUAUAAAUAAAUAUAAGAUUAUGCAAUUUGUUUGCUAUUUUGCAAACUGAUUGAUUUCAAUUAAUACCUCCUAAAUUGUCACUAAUGUCCUUCCGUAUAAUGAUCUAUUUGUUUCUUACUACUGGCCAUAGCAGUGUCAUUGCUGGCAUAAUUGUAUUCAUCUGUUUCUAUUUGCACUUCAUUAGGAACUUGACACACCUUCAACAUUAUUUUCAAAUUCUGGAAAUGUUGACCACAAUCUGUCGAUUCGAGGCAUAAUCUCGGUUGUCCUCCUAGAAAUCCGCCUCCGCCGCUUAGUUGUUUGUUGCACCCGACUUCUUUGCGCCUACUUCGAUUCCCUUAGGACGCCAUGUAGUUGCACAAAUUUGUAGGUUCCGCAUGCGCGUAUACGUCAAGUUUUAGACUUAAGUAUUGAUCAAAAAAAUGUAGGUUGUACGAUCAUGAACCGUAAGCAAUCAAACGCCAACAAUAAAGAUUUUUGUAGCAGCCACAUAUCUAGCGGGUAAUCAAUUAAAGCGUCGCCUCUCAGGCGGCGUCAAAAGUCAAUUAAGUGCGUCACUGAGUACAUAACCUCAAAUUCUUGCCGCCGGUUUCUUUACUGGCGGACGAUACGUAUUUCGCUUCUUUAUCGUAAUUUCCUAUAUUUGUAGUUGUCCAGAGGCGAGGCGACCGAUGAGAAACCGUAUUUGUAUUGUGCGGAAAGUACGUGUACUUUUACAGUUGUAAAAAUCCUUAGACAAUCCCGUUAGUUUUUUAGGUUGUGGUUUGUAUCGGGUUAGGUGACGUCUCGAGCAAAUAAUUAUAUUGUUAAUAAAUUCACACGAUACUUGGUCAACAAUAAA